Molecule: messenger RNA, 1446 nt
Organism: Penicillium canariense
Lineage: Eukaryota; Fungi; Ascomycota; Eurotiomycetes; Eurotiales; Aspergillaceae
Exons: 4
Coding region: 1-1446 (481 amino acids)
Biological process (GO): transmembrane transport
Molecular function (GO): transmembrane transporter activity
Source: RefSeq, a predicted model, not a curated record
AUGUCGGUUCUUUCACGAGCGCCACUGCAGAAUGAAUGGAUCCCCAGGGAAGAUUCGAUGGUAGCAGCAGCGCGCUGGCAAUGGCGCUCGGCCAGAUGGUUCAUUCUAACCACUGUCGCCAUUGCGCUCUUCAUCGAAAUGUUCCUCUAUGGAUUUCUCGUCCCGAUGCUGCCCUACAUGCUGGAAGAGCGGAUGCAUCAGGACCCCAAGCAAACGCAGCGCUUGACAUCGGUCUCGCUAGCGCUACACGGCCUCGUCUCGGUCUUCGGGGGCCCUCUCAUGGGUCACCUUGCUGAUAAGGCCCCCAACCGCCAAAUCCCCUUUCUUGUUGCGCUGGUAGGGUGUAUCAUCGGCACGUUCAUGGUCGCCUGCGCGGUGGACGUGGGCGUGUUCUUUGGCGGACGUGUGCUGCAGGGGAUCUCGGGGUCUGGGGCAUGGAUUAUCGGGUUUGCGACGGCGGCGGAUACAGUUAAGCCCGAGCGGAUCGGGACGACCAUGGGAAUUAUCAUGGCCUGUGCGAGUGCGGGCAUGAUUACCGGGCCGAUGAUCUCGGGUUUGAUUCUCGAAACGUUCGGGUACUGGUUUACUUGGAGUGUGCCCGUGGCGAUCUUGGUGGUGGAUGUCGUGGCCCGGCUGCUGAUGGUCGAGAACCCGGAGAGCGCGAGCACCAAGGCGUCGUCUGAUGCACACGAGACAGAUCCUCUUGUAGAUUCCGCUGCCUGUCGAGAAAGAAGCCCCGAGGGCUCAACGAUGUCGGCUGCGAACUUUUGGCGCAUGAUGCUGAGCAAUAGCCGUGUGAUGACGGCCUUGCUCAUUGGGAUUUGGGGUUCGACCCUGAUGACAAGCUUUAACGCCACCCUUCCGUUACAUGUGUUGGAUAUCUUCGGCUGGGGCCCGUCUCGCGUGGGGAUGAUGUUCUUCCUGCUGGCUAUGCCGGGUGUGCCCAUCAGUCCACUCGCGGGGUACCUUCGUGAUCGGAUCGGGACCCGGACGCCUGCUUUCAUUGCCCUUGGCAUGCAGGGAGUGUUCUUGGUCCUGCUGGGAUUCGCCGGGAACAAGCAGUUUGAAUGGGCUAGUGCUUCGGGCCGAGGCCAGGCACUGUAUAUCCUUUGCUGCGUCGUCUUUGGUACUCUACGACCUUUUGUCUCGGGAAUUGGGCCCGUGGAAUUGACCGCCGUGGUCAAAGCGGAAGAGGCCAGGAACCCAGGGAUCUUCGGACCCAGGGGGGGCCUCUCGCGUGUUUUUUCUUUAGUGGAAGUGGCUGCUACAAGCGGCAUGACACUGGGUCCCAUUGUUGCGGGAGCUCUUACGGAGCGGUUUGGAUAUUACCAAAUGUGCUGGACGUUCAGCGUCAUCUCCAUCAUCAUGGCCCUCCUAGCCCGCAUCUUCCUCGGGUCCAAAAGUACACCAGAAAAGGACCGACCUCGGCAAGAAAGCGCCGAGUGA